Messenger RNA from Onychostoma macrolepis, 1115 nucleotides. RefSeq names its product probable thiopurine S-methyltransferase. Lineage: Eukaryota; Metazoa; Chordata; Actinopteri; Cypriniformes; Cyprinidae. Bases 239 to 937 code for a protein of 232 amino acids. Gene Ontology annotation, molecular function: thiopurine S-methyltransferase activity. The transcript is spliced from 9 exons. The record is from RefSeq and is a predicted model, not a curated record.
UGUGACGUUAUGUGGGAAGCCACGCCCACUACGCACAAAUUCUUCCUGUUAUGAAACCGAUGCAUGUGAGCGAAGAGUUAGAAAGGGACUUUGAUGUGAGAAGCUGCUAUUCGGGUGGUCACUGAAUUGGAAGUGUGAGCAGCUGUCUGCUACCCUGAAGACUCCAGCUGAAGAGAAGAGAAGAGAAGAGAAGAGAAGAGAAGAGAAGAGAAGAGAAGAGAAGAAGAGAAGAGAAGAGAUGUCUGCCCAGGCAAACCGAGUGAUGGCUUUGUCCGAGUGGGAGGACAGGUGGCAGGAAGGAAAAACUGGUUUUCACAGAUCUGAAGUGCACAAUUUUCUGGAAAAUAACUUGGACAAAGUCGUAUGUGGACGAAAGGAGGUUCGAUUCUUCUUCCCGCUAUGUGGAAAAGCUGUAGACAUGAAGUGGUUGGCUGAUAUAGGUCACACAGUUGUUGGAGUUGAAAUUUCUGAAAAAGGAAUCAAGCAAUUCUUUGCAGAGCAAAAUCUUGUUUUUAAUGAAGAACCAGUACCAGCCAUUCCUGGAGCAAAGGUUUUCAAGAGUGCAGAUGGAAAGAUCUCCAUCUAUCAGUGUGAUUUAUACAAGUUCUCCAGUGCUGUUGGAGGAAAGUUUGGAGGAAUUUGGGAUAGAGGAGCACUGGUGGCUAUAAACCCAUGUGACAGGCAAAAGUAUGCUACUCUCCUUAUGUCCUUAAUGAACUAUGACUGCAGAUAUCUCGUGGACACACUGGAAUAUAAUCCUGAGCUGUAUAAAGGUCCGCCAUUUUUUGUAUCAGAAGAGGAUGUAAAAAAUGUAUAUGGAGGUGGAUGUGAUAUUGAAUUGCUAGAGUCUGUAGAUGCCUUUGAGGAAAAGCACAAAUCAUGGGGACUGGAUUCACUGACAGAGAAAGUGUACCUUCUCACUCCAAAAGCCCAAUGAUCAAUCAUCAAAUCUACUGGAGGGCGAUUAAAAAGUACAAAUUACUUAAUGCAAUAAAUAACAUAGCUAUGUUAUUAAAAGACAAUUUGCAUUUUUUUAAAUUUUGAUAACAGUGGCCUGCAAGUUAUUGAUUCAGUAUUUAAAUGUAAUGCAAAAUUUUAAUAAAUUCCAAUUAUUU